This is a messenger RNA of Lampris incognitus (smalleye Pacific opah), 1175 nucleotides long. Its product is annotated as ankyrin repeat and SOCS box protein 9-like. NCBI's taxonomy places the organism in Eukaryota, Metazoa, Chordata, Actinopteri, Lampriformes, Lampridae. The record is from RefSeq and is a predicted model, not a curated record. Gene Ontology annotation, molecular function: protein binding. The coding region runs from base 196 to 1125 and encodes 309 amino acids. Gene Ontology annotation, biological process: intracellular signal transduction; positive regulation of protein catabolic process; protein ubiquitination. The transcript is spliced from 7 exons.
CCUGCGUGGCAGACUCAUUGUCUAAAAGGAAAUGACAUCAGAGAGCUGUGGUACAGUACUUUGAUGGCACAAACACGGCAGUUUAUGAAACCUGCUUUGACGUGAGCCCACAGUUCAGCGUCAGUUGUUCCAAACUCUGUGAGGCGAGGAGACAGCCGGGUCAUAGGACAGUUUUUGGGAUCUCCAUUGAAAACAAUGUCUGGCGGCCACAAAGAAAGCCCACAGGACAAUGCGCAUCGAGCUGGACCUGUUGUUAAUUUCACUAACCCUCUGAUGAGCGACCUUGAAUCAGACUGGUCUCCGCUUCACGAUGCAGCCUUUAACGGUCACAUCCUCACUCUGCACGGACUCGUUGCCCAGGGAGCCUGUGUAAAUAUGGCCACGCUGAACCAAGUCUCCCCUCUCCACGGGGCAUGUGUACAAGGCCACGCAGGAUGUACCAAGUUCCUAAUAGAAAAUGGGGCAAAUGUAAACUUGCCGACGGUGGAUGGAAAAACCCCCCUCUCUGAGGCUUGUGCCCAGGGCCAUCUGACCUGUGUCUCUUUGCUUCUUCAAAACGGCGCCACGUCCACGGGGACCGGCAUGUCUGACUCUCCCAUCCACAAAGCUGCAGCAAAAGGUCACCCGGAGUGCAUUGAAACUUUAGUCAAGCAUGGCGCAGAUGUAGAUCAGCGUUUUGAACAAUCGGAUUCUCCUCUCCACAUUGCGUGCAUCAACCAGCAGCUGAACACGGUGAAGAAAUUGCUGCAACUGGGUGCUGCCGUGAACUGCAGCGUGGCCGGUGACUCCCCCCUGCACGUCGCAGCCCGCCUCUCCAGCCCCGAGAUGGUGUCCGUCCUGCUGGAACACGGGGCAGACGGUUCUCUAAGAAACCCGGCGGGCAAGCGACCCCUGGACCUCGCGGCCCCCAACAGCCCGGCGGAGAGGCUGCUGGGAAACAACAGAGGAGUCCCCUGUCUAAUGCAACUGUGCCGCCUAUACAUCAGGAAAACUGUGGGCAAGAAGAGGAUUGGGGGUAUUCAUGGCCUACACGUACCCACACAGCUGAAACGGUAUCUUCUCUACCAGUCGGUUACACUGGGUGACCUGAUCCAUUAUCAGCCUAUGGCUGAAAAGCCUUUCUAGUCAUUAGUCCAAAGCAGGGGUGUCAAACUCCAGGCCUCGAGGGCUGCAGU